UUGUAUUGCAUGUUUAUUCCCCUGUUUGUUCUUUAUUUUAUUAUUUUUAUUAUAUACCGAGGAUCUAAAGUAUAAAUAUAAAUUAAUUAAGAAUCCACUUGAAGAAUCCAAUAAAAUAGCAAUAUUAACCCACACUUUGAUAUUUUAAUAUAUUAUGAUUUGUUUUGGCAUAGUGUAGUUUAAAACAUUGAAUCAAGGAUGUAAAAUAUAUUCUUAUAAUUAAAUAAUUAGUCCUUUACGUUUAAAUUACUGAGAGUCAUAUUGUUCUUAUCCUAAUUGUAUUUUUUGUAAGGCCUAUAUAAAGUUUUAAUUUGAGAAGUACUAUUUUAUAAUCUAUAAGGAUAUUUUUUGAUUGUUAUUGUAUCAACCAUAAUAUUAGUACUUUUUAUGUCAAAUUUUUUUUAAGAUUUAAAAUUUUGGUGGAUGUUUGGGGUUCCUGUGAUUGCAUAUUUUUUGUCCUUAAAAUUUUAAAUAUGGUUUUGGGUAAUUAUAACCUUGUAUAUUUAGAACGAUGCUAGUUAACGAUUAGUUUUGAUUCAUAAUUCCUUAUCCUAAAUGAUGAUUUUCGUUUUCAUGAUUCUAAGCUUAUUUGAAUGA
Paramecium sonneborni is the source of this 597-nucleotide messenger RNA. The record is from the annotation of a GenBank genome assembly. NCBI's taxonomy places the organism in Eukaryota, Ciliophora, Oligohymenophorea, Peniculida, Parameciidae.